UGUGGGCUCUGAACCCAUCCCUCCAGCCUCACCACUGCACACAGAUGUUAUAUAAGCAAAAGUGCAGCUAUGUAAUGUCUGUGUGACGACUGAGUCUGGCAGAGUCAGUGACAUUCUUUCAAAUACUGGUGGAAACGAUGGCGUCUGUCAUAGAGCUGCUUCUGGAAACACUGAAAGAUUUGAGUCACCAGGAUUUAGAGAGUUUUAAGAGGGUCCUGAGUCAAAUUCUCUCUGACAAAGGCUACCCACACAUCUCACCAAGGUGGCACAUGAUGAGAGACAGGCAGGACAUGGUGUUUUAUUUGGUGCAAGAUCACAGCGAGCACAGACUGCUGGAGAUGACCACUGAGGCUUUUGAGAAGAUGAACAGGACUGAUCUGGUGCAGAGGCUGUCACAAAGCAGCUCAGGACCCAAAAAGAAACACUCAGAGGCACAGCGACCUGCAGUGAUCCAGAAAGUAGCAACAAUGGCAGCUGUUAAACAUCUGCUUUUGGAAACUCUGAAUGAUUUGAAAAACGAGGAUCUAGAGAAAUUCAAGCAGACCCUGGAUUUAAUUGUCUCCAAGAAGAAGCCGAGAUAUUUUUCAUGGAUUUGGAGUCCCUCAGCAGGCAGAGAUCAAACAGUGGAACAGAUGAUGGAGAUCUUCGGCCAACAGUGUGUAGAGAUAACCAUGGAGGGUUUGAAGAACAUUAACAGGACUGAUCUGAGGCAGAGGUUUACAAACUUAGAACUCAAAGAGAUGUACUCUGUGGAUGAACAUCGACCUGCACAGUCCGAGGGAGUGAGUCUGACUUUACACAUCACAGCUUUCAUUCAAUAGAUGCAAGUUGUUAACCAUAUCCAUCUUGAACAUAAACAUUAUGAUGCAAACCAAACCGUUUUUAAGGUUGAUCUCUUCUGUCAAAAUGAUUUUUCUUCCACUGAUGUUCUGAUCAGAUUAGCAGACUGAAGUCUGAACACUCAUAUACA
Messenger RNA from Trematomus bernacchii (emerald rockcod), 970 nucleotides. RefSeq lists its product as uncharacterized. Gene Ontology annotation, cellular component: cytoplasm. The record is from RefSeq and is a predicted model, not a curated record. The transcript has 5 exons. The coding region runs from base 138 to 821 and encodes 227 amino acids. Lineage: Eukaryota; Metazoa; Chordata; Actinopteri; Perciformes; Nototheniidae.